Molecule: messenger RNA, 5696 nt
Organism: Physcomitrium patens
Lineage: Eukaryota; Viridiplantae; Streptophyta; Bryopsida; Funariales; Funariaceae
Product: intraflagellar transport protein 172
Biological process (GO): intraciliary transport
Cellular component (GO): ciliary basal body; intraciliary transport particle B; axoneme
Molecular function (GO): protein binding
Source: RefSeq, a predicted model, not a curated record
CUCUCUCCAGCCUGUGUACCUCCCCAGGCCUCUCUGCACAGUCAGUUAAUAUUCCCCACCAGUACGUGAAGCUUUGGCUCUGUUCUGUUGGCCCUGUUACUUUCCUCAGAGGUUAUGAUCAAGUUGACCCUAGGUAGUAAUCUGAAUCACAUCACCAGAUUUCCCCAGGGCCUCUCUAACCAUUGAUGGCUCUCUCUACCAGGAGGUGUGCCAAGUGUGCUGGUCUGGGGUGAAAGUAUUGUUGUUUCUGGGUCAGACUGUAAGGUGGAAUUCCACGAUGGCAAUGGUGGCAUCCUGCAGCAGUUUGAUUACAGCACUCUCCCGAUGGUGCAAGAGUUUAGCACGGCGUGUUUCAACCCCAGUGGAGACACGGUGGUUCUGGGGAGCUUCAAUGGGUUCCAUGUCUUCAGUUUGACAAACCAGCAAGGAUUCUGGGAGGAUGUGGGGAGAAUACAAGUGGACAAUCCCUAUUCCAUCUCCGCCCUCGCUUGGAAACCAGACGGCAGUCAGCUGGCUGUGGGAGGGUUGUGUGGCAACGUGGACGUUUUCGAUGCUUGCGUUCGGAAGGAGCGUUACAAAGGCACGUUUGAGUUCACUUAUGUCACCAAGAGCCAGGUCAUUGUGAAGCACCUGUCCUCAGGAACCCGCAUUGUUAUCCGAUCGCAAUAUGGUUGGGAAAUUCUCAGGAUCAAUGUUUACCAUGUUCAGUACCUCAUUGCUCACACUUCCGAAUCGCUGCUCAUUGGCAAUCUGGAAACUUUCAAGUUGUCCGAGGUGUCGUGGCGCGGCAGUGGGAACGAAAAAUUUCUUGUGGACAAUCCGUCGGUAUGCAUGAUUCACAACGCCGGAGAACUCUCCUUGGUGGAAUAUGGCUGCAACGAGGUGCUAGGCACAUGUCGGACAGAAUAUUUGAGCCCAUUUUUGAUAAGCGUUCGCCUCAACGAUCACCUCUGUCGCUUGUCAGAUCCUUUCAACGAAGAUAACAAGAAGAUUGCAUACCUUAUUGAUCUUCAAACCAUUCGGAUAUUGGACCUUGUCAGCGGUGUGACUGCGGGUACACUCAAUCAUGAUUGCAAGAUCGAUUGGCUGGAGCUUAACCCUCAUGCAACCCACUUGCUGUUUCGAGACAAAAAGCAGCAACUUCAUCUUUUCAAUUUACUUACGCAGGAGCGAAUCACUCUAUUGUGUUUUUGUAGCUAUGUGCAGUGGGUGCCAGACAGUGAUGUUGUUGUCGCUCAGAAUCGAGGUAACUUGUACGUGUGGUACAGCAUCAAAAAUCCCGAACAGGCAACCAUUUUCCCGAUUAAGGGAGAAGUGGAAGGCAUUGAAAGGGCAGAGGGUCGCACAGAAGUACUAGUAGAUGAAGGGAGCAGUGCGGUGGGCUAUGUCUUAGACGAGGCACUGAUUGAAUUCGGUAUGGCGUUGGAGGCCCUUGCGUAUGACCGCGCCAUAGCAAUUUUAGAGCCUCUCAAGCUUGCGCCAGAAACCGAGGCAAUGUGGAAGCAGCUGGCUGAGGCAGCACUCUAUCACAAGGAGUUGGCAGUUGCCGAGCGAUGUUAUGCAGCUCUUGGAGAUGUUUCCAAGGCUCGUUAUGUCCACAAGGUAAGUCAAGCUAAAGACGAGGUUGUUCAAGAAGUUGGAAUUGAUGGUCUGGAUCACUACAUUGUGCGUGCAAAGCUUGCUUUGUUGCAACAUGAGUGGAAGGUAGCAGAGACGCUCCUGCUAGAGCAUGGGCAAGUGGGCAAGGCGAUUCAGAUGUACACAGAGUGCCACAGAUGGGAAGAGGCCAUAAGUGUUGCAGAAAGCCAAAACCAUCCAGAUUAUGCAAGCUUGAAACAAGGCCACUAUGAAUGGCUUCUGCAAACUGCCCAGGAAGAAGAGGCUGGAAAGCUGAAGGAAGUGGAUGGUGAUGUAAUUGGCGCCAUCACGUUGUUCUUGAAAGGCGGGCUUCCAGGACAUGCUGCCGAUUGUGUCAGCAAUCAUACUUUAUACACAUUUCCAGAUGAUAUUAUGGAGUCCAUAGCGAAUGCUCUCAUGCGAGCAAAUAAGUUUGAGAAAGCGGGAGAUUUUCUAGAGAUGUUGGGUAAAUAUGAAAGAGCCAAGGAGGCUUACAAGCGGGGCCGUGCGUACCGAAGAGCAAUUGAUCUAACCCGUCGAGUAUUUCCAGGGGAGGUGGCUGCUCUGGAAGAGGAGUGGGGUGGUUGGUUGGUCUCUCAGAAUCAGGUUGACGCUGCUAUUAAUCACUUCAUUGAAGCUGGUUGCAUCGAAAAGGCUAUUGAAUCCGCCAUGGCAUCGAGGCAAUGGACCAAGGCUGUCCAGAUCGUUGACGCUCAAGACAUAAAGAUUACAAUACCAUUUUGCGAAAGGAUUGCACGCCAUUUCGAAGCCGCAAAGCAGUACGCGGAGGCAGAAAUAUUCUUUGUGCGUGCUAAGUUGGCAAGUGAGGCAGUCGAGAUGUAUAUUCGUGCUAACAAGUGGGACGCUGCACACAAGGUGGCAGCACAUCACUUGUCAGAACCAGACGCAGCUGCUCUGUACCUACAACGAGCACGGCAACUGGAGGCCGUCACGCACUACACAGAUGCGGAAAAGCUGUAUAUUGAAGCCCAGGAGCCUGACCUUGCAAUUGAUAUGUACAAUAAAGCACGGAAAUUUGACCAUGUCAUACAGCUCGUCUCCAAGUACCGCCAGGAUGCUCUCGCAGAAACACAUCUCCGCAUAGCGCAACAACUUGAGAGAGAAGGAUGUUUGAGAGGUGCUGAGAUGCACUAUCAGGGUGCGCAAGAUUGGAGGAGCAGUGUCAAGAUGUACACUUCAAAUGGGUUGUGGGAAGAUGCUCUACGCGUGGCCAAGCUUUUUGGUGGCGUCCCUGGAUCCAAACAGGUUGCCUACGCAUGGGCAGUGUCAUUGGGUGGAGAUACGGGUGCACAGUUGCUGGUGAAGUUGGGUCUAGUGGAGCAAGCCAUUGAAUAUGCUAUGGAGGCCGGAGCUUUUGAACAUGCGUUCGACCUUUGCUGCGUUUCAUUGAACCACAAGCUUCCAGAGGUGCAAUUGAAGUAUGCCAUGUUUUUGGAAGAUGAAGGGCGGUUCCGUGAUGCUGAGGAUGCUUUUAUUAAAGUGGGCAAGCCUCGCGAGGCUAUUGAUAUGUAUAUGCACCAGCAGGACUGGACAGCAGCUCUGCGAGUGGCAGAUUUGUGUGAUCCAGCUACCAUAUCCGAUGUCUUGGUUGCGCAAGCGCAGGACAUGAUGAAGAAGGAAGAAUUGCAAAAAGCCGAAGCGCUUCUUAUUAGGGCUAAAAGGCCUGAUGUCGCAAUCAUUAUGUACCGCGAUAAGAUGCAAUGGGACGACGCUCUUCGAGUUGCUGAAUAUUUUCUGCCUUCUAAAGUGGCCGAAAUACACAGUGAUCUAGCGGAAUACAUGCAAAGCCAGAAUGGAGGGGAGGAUUCUGUUGAGAGCCUUCUUGCUCGCGGACGGGCAUUGGAGCUCAGUCAGAAUCACUCCGAGGCUAUUGAUGUUUACCUUCAGCUUGACUCUUCCCUGCUAGCAGAUUUUGACAAGCUUCAACAGGUGUGGAGCUUGGCCAUUAGUUUGUCAAAAGAAAAUGUUCCGGAACGGCUCCUCGAGGUCGUCAGCACAGUUGCUGGUCGUUUGAUAGAAGCGGAGUUGUAUGAAGUUGCUGGUGAGCUUUAUGAAGACAUCAAUGCCACGAAAGAGGCCACGAACAUGUAUAUUGAAGCAGGUCUGUGGGAGAAAGCAAGAGCCAUUGGUGCAAGCUCUGGGGCGCCGUUACAACAGCACGUGGAUGAUCUCUACAAGGAACACCUCAUUGAGAAAGGGGAUGCGGCUGAACUUGUCAAACUAGGUCAUGUUUCAGGUGCAGUGGAGAUCUAUGUACAAUUAGGCGACUGGCCGAAGGUGCACGAGGUAGCAGCUCUGUUGGGAACUGACGAAGAGAAGAACUACUCUCUCCGUCAUGCAAAAGAAUGCUUGCAGAAUGGCAAGUGUGGUGAAGCAAUCGACGUUCUUUCGCAACAUGGAGUACCCUUAAACUGCCCAGCUUUUGAACUUUGUAGUUUUGCUGCUUGUAAAAUUAUAUCUGCUGUUGAUUCGAUUCCCCAAAUCCAAUUUACAAUGCAGAAGCUACGGGAGAUCCUCUUCCAGAUUGUUAGCAGCCUCACCUUAAAUAGAGCUCUAUGUCCAGAAGUUCUGACGGAGCUCAAAAGAUUGCUGAUCAUUGUGAACUUCGUCACGUUGCGUUACAUCUCAGUCGCUCAGGAGCUGCAAGAGAUGCAGGCAAAACUCAGUAUUUCUUUGCUUCGGUACAUAGGAACGAUUCCUGCAGAUAGAGCGUUCUAUGAGGCUGGAAUGGCAUGCAAGCAGCUAGGAUGGCAAAACAUGGCUUUUGUAUUCCUAAACCGCUAUUUGGACAUCGUCGAGGCUAUUGAUGGUGAGGAUACGUCAACGAUCGACAAUGUGAACUUUGAAAUUAGUGAUAUUCCGCAAGAUUUCCCUAUACCAGAAAGGCACUUCCUAGAAGACAAGCAAAGAGAGGAGGUCCGUGAUUGGGUCAUUCAAUUGAGUAUGGAUCAACAGAUAGAGCGAGCAUUGCCCACACGAUCCUGUGAAGAUUGCGGUUCAAGCAUCUACGUGGCGAGCUUGGUUUGUUUUGUAUGCAAGAUGGAGAGCGAUAUGUGUUGUGUGACAGGGUAUCCAGUAGCAUCCGAAGACCGUGUCACAUGCAAAGCUUGCAAGAUGCCCGCAAACAAGCAUAACUGGAACGUGUACAUCCACAGGUGCCAGACGUGUCCCUGGUGCAUGGUCCCUCAACAACCAUUCUACUAGAUUCAUCCCCAGCUUUCCUCAACAGUAAAACUGUCAAUCCCUUGAAAACUUGCACACAGAACUCUGUUACGGCAUCCUCACGACUAUGCACAAAUACUAGCGAGUUUCAAGCUCGAAGUAGAUGUCAGUGACGAUCUGCCAAAAAGCGACCCAUCCACAUGCCAAGCUAGGCAUAACUUGCAUGAACAAGUCAAAAAACCCGAAGACUGAAAUUGCAAAACUACCACUCAGCACGCAAAAUUCAAGCAUGGAGCAUACAAAUGACUACAUUUCUUCCUUAUUGCCUUGAUUCAUGGAGUCUACCGCACAGUCAGUGUGCUCGACAUUCAAGCAUACUCUGAAACAGUCCGUUUCGUGGAAAAAUGAUAUCGGGGCAGUGAAAACAAAAUUCGAAAAGACUAUCAUGCUGUGAUUGAUUCUGAUGACACGAAAUGAUACCAAUCAAGCUAGAGAAAGACGGAAGAAAAAGCUUGCCAAACAUAAUUUUUUUUGUUCUUGCACACCAGUUCCCGCACCAUCUCUUAAACAAUAGAAGCAACCUAUCUGUGCUGAAAACUCAACAGUGACAAGCGAACGAGUGGUUGUGCCCGCUGUAUGAACAAAGUUUUUAAGGUUGUGAGGAUAGACACCCUAUAUUGCCAUGAGUUUCAUAGUGGAAGUGAAGCGAGAAUGCCAUUUGUACAGUUCUCAUUGUGCAGAAGGUGUAUUUGACACUGAAAAAACUGCAAAAAUAGAACCAACUAGGAAUGCAAUGUCAAGUCUAUCAGCAUUGAAUUCUAGUGAAUUAAUAUGCUUUCGAUAAGGUGUUAAAGGAAUUGAAUAAGAUUUUUUAAACAAGGUCAGUGGUUUUCUAA